AUGACAGUCUUCUCGCUAGUGGUACUUCCGAUCUGCCUCCUGCUUCUAGCUGUGAGAUAUCAAAAACCAAUCCACAGCUGGCUGUCUCAAUUCUGCAAACUACGCCAACAUGCUAGCUCGCAAAGCCCAACCGACGUUAAGGGCAUGGCGCCGUACCCGGCACAGCCAAUUCGUGGACGCGAGCGAUACCGCGUCAUGAUGGACAUCCGCAAGCUGGAUGUCGCGAAUUGGCUCACAUUGGACAAAAACUACAUGGAAGAGCACCGAUGUUUGCCCGAGUCGCGUGACGGCUGCCAGGAAGCGCUCGAGGAGGUCUCGCAGUUUCUCUGCGAGCGAUUCCCCAGCGCAUUUCACAAGACGACCGAAGGCGAUGAAAGCGUUAUCGAGAACCGCAUGACGGGCGAAAAGUUCAAUGUGACUCAACAGGCUGCUAGCGGCAACAGCACCGAUGCGCUCGAGGCGGCCGUUCGCUUGACGAUGGAAGAUUUGAGCGUUCUCAUGCUCAAUGAAGACGGAGAAUACUAUCUUGCGGCCAGCGCCAGUCUCUUCCCAACGGGGUGGACUGUCAGCGAACGUAUUGGGUGGACGAUUUCCCGCCUGCACGAGCCAGUCCCGCUGUGGCAUCAGCAGGUGGCGAAUUCGGUCAGCAAAUUCCUGGCUCGGCUGACCCCCUCGUCGCCAAUGGAACGCUCCAAUUACUUCGUCGAAGUGAAACGCCCCGGCGAAGCCCUCUCGGAGAUCCUCUACCGGCCCAACGCCCUGUGCGAAAAGGCCCUUCUGGAUCCCUCGCCAGAGGAGAUUCUCAUCCGCCGCGAGCGCCAGACAUUCCGCCGCAUGCCACGCACCGGUGCGAUCGUGUUCGGCGUGAAGACCUAUCUGACCCCGGUGAGUCAGCUCCCCCUCAAGGAGCUCGAGAACCUCGCCACGGAAAUGAAGACAUGGCCGGACUAUGUCAGCGAGUAUAAAGGAAGACAUGUUUGGGGAGCGAAGGUGUUGGAGUAUUAUAAGCAGCGCCGGGCGUCUGCAGAUGACAGCUCUGCCACGCCUGCAGUUUAG
Molecule: messenger RNA, 1056 nt
Organism: Penicillium chermesinum
Lineage: Eukaryota; Fungi; Ascomycota; Eurotiomycetes; Eurotiales; Aspergillaceae
Product: heme-dependent oxidative N-demethylase family protein
Exons: 4
Coding region: 1-1056 (351 amino acids)
Source: RefSeq, a predicted model, not a curated record